AUGACUAAUAAUUCAUCGGUUGGUGGUGCAUACUUGCAGCGUCAGAUCAAUGGCCAGGUCAUUAUAGUGCAGCUUCUGGUGGUAAUCUUCCUUUGCAUCAACUUGUUGCUCAUUUUAACCUUUUUUUCAAAGGAUUUCUUUUACACAACCAUGCGCUACAUCUUAUUUGCUGUUACACUGCUGUCUGAUAGUUUGAUAUUAAUCAUAUCUGAUAUACUGCUCAUUUUGAGCUAUUUUCGUUUUACCAUGCAGAUUGGCAUGUGUGUCAUUAUGUCUAUUGUUGUGAUUCUUUACACUUUUGUCACACCAGUUACUCUGACAGCAAUGACCCUGGAGCGCUUUGUGGCCAUUUGCAUGCCCCUGCGGCAUGCAGAGCUCUGCUCCACACGCAGCGCUCUGCAGUGCAUCCUCAUCAUUCACAGCCUCAGCUCUAUACCCUGUAUUUUUAUUCACUCCUUCUUCUUUGCAUCUGCUACCCACAGCUUCUACACCCAUGACAAAAUAUGUUCUGUGGAGAUGUUCAUCUUGCGUAGUUGGCACAGUCAUGUUAGGUCAGCUAUAAGUCAGUUCUACUUCUUGAUCAUGUGCAUUACCAUUGUUUUCUCUUAUGUUAAAAUAAUGAAAGUGGCCAAAGCUGCAUCAGGAGAGAACAAAAAGUCAACAUGGAAAGGGCUCAGGACGGUGGUUCUUCAUGCUUUCCAGCUGCUCCUCUGUCUCAUCCAGCUGUGGCGCCCUUUCAUAGAAUCUGCUGUGCUUCAGAUUGAUUUAAUGUUGUUCAUCAAUAUCAGAUACUUUAACUACAUUACUUUUUAUCUUGCUCCGAGAUGUCUGAGUCCUCUCAUUUAUGGCCUCAGGGAUGAAAUGUUCUUUCAUGCACUGAAAUACUAUGCUCUCUGUGGCCUGUAUAAGAAACAAUCAUCAGAUUUAUCUUGCUUGACAAAUUAA
Molecule: messenger RNA, 945 nt
Organism: Thunnus maccoyii (southern bluefin tuna)
Lineage: Eukaryota; Metazoa; Chordata; Actinopteri; Scombriformes; Scombridae
Product: odorant receptor 131-2-like
Exons: 1
Coding region: 1-945 (314 amino acids)
Biological process (GO): G protein-coupled receptor signaling pathway
Cellular component (GO): membrane
Molecular function (GO): G protein-coupled receptor activity
Source: RefSeq, a predicted model, not a curated record